Durio zibethinus is the source of this 1129-nucleotide messenger RNA. It is a transcript of the gene TBL41, whose product is annotated as TRICHOME BIREFRINGENCE-LIKE 41. The record is from RefSeq and is a predicted model, not a curated record. Gene Ontology annotation, cellular component: Golgi apparatus. Lineage: Eukaryota; Viridiplantae; Streptophyta; Magnoliopsida; Malvales; Malvaceae. Gene Ontology annotation, molecular function: O-acetyltransferase activity.
UCUUUCUCUCUGUCAUUGUUCCUCUCUCUCCCUACUUAGAGAGGUAACUGGCAAAAUGGGAGUCUGGGUUGAUUCCCAUUUCCUUGUUUCACCAUCUUUUUUCCUGGUUUUGGCUCUCGUCUGCUUCCAGGGAAAUGCUUCCGCCAAUGUCUCUGCCGACGGCUGUGAUUUGUUUACAGGCAGGUGGGUGUUUGAUCCAUCUUACCCUCUCUACUCAGCCUCUGCUUGCCCUUUCAUUGAAAGAGAGUUCACUUGCCAAAAAAAUGGACGCCAAGAUCUGCUUUACACUCAAUACCGAUGGCAACCCCUUGAUUGCACCUUGACAAGAUUUAAUGCAUCGGAGUUCGUAGAAAAGUUUAGAGGGAAAAGCAUAAUGUUUGUGGGAGACUCUCUAAGUCGAAAUCAAUGGCAAUCAUUGACAUGCAUGAUUCACUCAGCAAUUCCUAAUGCCAAAUUCAACAUUACUAGAGUUGGAGAUGUCUCCAUAUUUGAAUUCCUGGAUUAUGAAGUCAAGGUAAUGCUUGAUCGCAGCGUGUAUCUGGUAGAUGUUGUGAAGGAAAAGAUUGGGAGGGUCUUGAAACUGGACUCCAUUGAAAGAGGCAAGCUAUGGAAAGGAAUUGACAUGCUUAUCUUCAAUACUUGGCAUUGGUGGAACCGUCGCGGACCCACUCAACCAUGGGAUUAUAUUGAAGUAGGAGGUGUGAUUAAGAAAGAUAUGGAUCGUAUGCUUGCUUUUGAAACAGCUCUCAACACCUGGGCUGGAUGGGUGGAUGCCAACAUUGAUCCUGCAAAAUCUCUGGUCUUUUUUCAGGGAAUUUCUCCAUCUCAUUACAAUGGAUCUUCAUGGAAUGAACCAAGUGCAAAGAACUGUCUGGGCCAGAAGCAGCCAUUGCUUGGCACAACAUAUCCAGGAGGUCUUCCACCAGCUUUAGAUGUGCUAAAGAAGGUAUUAGAAACAGUGAAAAAACCUGUUAAGUUGCUUGAUAUAACCAUGCUCUCGUUGUUACGCAAAGAUGGACAUCCUUCAAUGUAUGGGCUUGGCGGACCGACGGGAAUGGAUUGCAGCCAUUGGUGUCUAGCAGGAGUUCCAGAUACAUGGAACGAGAUUCUUUACAAUCUUAUUCUUUGA